Messenger RNA from Chrysochloris asiatica (Cape golden mole), 762 nucleotides. It is a transcript of the gene NEURL3, whose product is annotated as neuralized E3 ubiquitin protein ligase 3. The record is from RefSeq and is a predicted model, not a curated record. The transcript has 4 exons. Lineage: Eukaryota; Metazoa; Chordata; Mammalia; Afrosoricida; Chrysochloridae. The coding region runs from base 1 to 762 and encodes 253 amino acids.
AUGGAGGCACAGCUCUGCUCUGAAGCUGGCGCCAAGACACCCGAGGCCCUUCGCUUCCAUGCAGAGACCAAGGGCACGCAGGUGAGUCUGGAAACGCAGCGUUGCAUGGCCCGGUGUCAGGCCACGUUCCAUGGCGGCAUCGUGUUCAGCCAGCAGUCGUUGAAGCCUGGCGAAUGUGUGGCACUGCGUGUGUUGCGUGACGAGGACAGAUGGUGCGGCGACCUCCGCGUGGGCUUCACGCGCCUGGACCCCGCUCGCGUGCCCGCGCCCAGCCUGCCGCCCUUCGUGUGCUCAGACCUGGAGGAGCAAAGCCAGACAUGGGUGGCCGUGCUGCCCGAGCCGAGCCGAGGCCAGGUUUUUGCUAAAGUCAACUCAGGACCCUGGGUCCUGCUGCGCAAGGGUGUACUCAUGGGCACCCCUCUCUGGGCCGUGAUGGACAUUUACGGGACCACUAAGGCCAUCGAACUGCUAGGUAAAUCAACCCUCUACCCCAUGGCCAACCCACCACCAACCACCACACCAUGGACCCUCAGUGACAAUGUUCUGCUUAGGCCUGAAGCCAGAGGAGGAGAGGAGUGCACCAUCUGUUUUGACCACACCACCAACACCCACCUUCUCCCCUGUGGCCACUCUCACUUCUGCAACUCCUAUGCCUGGAGGGUCUACAUGGACACGGACAAGUGCCCAGUAUGCUGCUGGGAGAUCGAGGCUGUGACACUGGUGAAGGACCCUCUUGCUCUGAAAUCUGAGAAAGGCUCAUGA